AUGGGUUACACGCUUUGUGUCUUAGGAUGCGGCACCAUGGGCAUAGCUGUUACGUCUGGUGUCCUCGCCAGCUUGGACUCCCAUAGCCCUCUUCAACCCAGCUUUCCUCCCCAGAAGUGGGAGUCGCACACGCCGGGGACCUCUACUCCAGUCAACGCCGCGGACGUGGACCCCUCCCUUCCCUCCCAUUUCAUCGCUUGCGUGAAGCGAGAGGAAAGUGUGAAGAAGCUGGAGAAAAUAUUCGGGGCACUCGGAAGCCUCAGUUCUACCGUAGAGAUCACGGCGGGAGAUAAUCUCAACUCCAUCAAGCGAUCCGACGUUAUCCUGCUCUGUUGCAAGCCUCAGCUUGCUCAUGGCAUCUUGAGUGAACCGGGCAUUAAGGACGCUCUCGAGGGGAAGCUUCUCAUCAGCAUUCUAGCCGGUGUGACCAUCUCGCAGCUCACUGCGUGGGUCCUUCCCUCCACAAAAGUCAUCCGCGCCAUGCCCAACACGCCUUGCAAAAUCCGCGAGGGCAUGACUGUCGUUACAACCAUCCCUCAAUCCGACACGGUCGAGCUUGACCGGUCCAUCAUCCUCAAAAUAUUCUCAUCCAUUGGCCGCUGCCGUUUCCUCGAUGAGAAGCAUUUCGACGCAUGCACCGCAUUGUCAGGUUCCGGACCUGCUUUUGCAUGUCUAUUUCUCGAGGCUAUGGCCGACGGAGGGGUUAUGAUGGGUCUUCCGAGGGCGGAAGCGCUUGAGCUCGCUGCGCAGACCUUACAAGGUGCUGCACGCAUGGCAUUACAGCCUGGCAUGCACCCAGCCCAGAUAAAGGACACCGUCACCACCCCCGGAGGAUGCACUAUCGCAGGUCUUCUCACAUUAGAAGAUGGUAGAACACGAUCCACAAUCGCUCGUGCUAUCCAAGUGGCUACGGAACGAGCAAGCGAGUUAGGCCAGCCGGCCAAAUGA
Molecule: messenger RNA, 948 nt
Organism: Heterobasidion irregulare TC 32-1
Lineage: Eukaryota; Fungi; Basidiomycota; Agaricomycetes; Russulales; Bondarzewiaceae
Exons: 6
Coding region: 1-948 (315 amino acids)
Biological process (GO): L-proline biosynthetic process
Molecular function (GO): pyrroline-5-carboxylate reductase activity
Source: RefSeq, a predicted model, not a curated record